Molecule: messenger RNA, 1726 nt
Organism: Dufourea novaeangliae
Lineage: Eukaryota; Metazoa; Arthropoda; Insecta; Hymenoptera; Halictidae
Gene: sowah
Product: ankyrin repeat domain-containing protein SOWAHB
Exons: 15
Coding region: 1-1614 (537 amino acids)
Molecular function (GO): protein binding
Source: RefSeq, a predicted model, not a curated record
AUGGCGACGCCCAGCGAACUGUCUCUCGAGGAGAUACGCAGAUAUUUAUUGGAAAACGGAGGUACUGCUCGUAACCACGACGUCGUGAAGUAUUUUAAGAAGUUUCUAACGGACCCCGAAACCAGAGUCGAGGCACGGAAUCGGUUCAAGGAGUACGUAAACACCCUGGCCACCAUAAAGAACGAAGAGGGGGACAAGUAUUUGGUUCUCAAGAAGAAGUACCGGCAAAGUUCUCUCGAGCUUUCUUCCCCGGAGGAAAUAGGGUCGCCCAUUGCCACUCCUGACAUAACCCCGGUCUCGCCGUUACGUGCUCCACCGCCGUAUCGGCCGCCGCCCCCCGCGCCCCUCAGUCCGACCACGACUACGGCGGGAACGGUUCGCGAGGAGCCGUGUUCAAAUUUCGCUCGCGAGGAGGCAGCGAUCGACACGCGGAAAAAUGGCGGUCACGGUGUCGAGACCGGAUUUUCAACGUCGUCGCCCCCCGUGCCGCCACGCCGUAAAAGUCAAGAUAAGAUCAAGAUCGAGAAUAAGGAGAACGUCGACAGAAACCGGGGAGGAGCCGAAGCGAUUAUCAAGGAAGAUGAGGCUGUCGCGGGGAAUCCCAGCUCGACCGAGCAAUUAAGCUUCCGCGAGCGGAUGCAACGUUUCAACCGGAUGGCUAGCGAAACCGAUCUCCAAGGCAGACCUAACGGCACUAUCACGCCCACUAAAAAGCGAUCAGACAAGGGUGCCGACGAGGAUGACAGCGCUUCCGUUGCCUCGCAACUGGACGGGAAGUCACGGGAGUGGUUGGUCAGAGCUGCGCAGGGGGAUUAUCAGGCGUUGGCGAAGCUGGCCGCGGAGGAACCUCGACUCACCGGGCUCAAGGAUCCAACGUCCGGCUAUACGGCUUUGCACUGGGCCGCGAAGCACGGGGACGAGAACAUCGUGAAGCUGAUCGCGGGAACGUACAAGGACUACAUCAAGAGCGUGAACGAGACCACGAACGGGGGAUACACGCCGCUGCACAUCGCGAUGCAGUUCGACCACGAGAAUAUCUUCAAUCUUCUAGUCCAAGUAUACGGCGCGAAUCAAGAGAUCCGUGACUACAGCGGGAAAAAGGCGAGACAAUAUCUGGUCUCACAGGAGGCCGCUGUCAGUCAGGACACCUUCCGCAAAAUAAAAGCAAGGAAAAAGCAUGCAGAGAAAGAUCUUGGUUUCCUGCGAAUUGGCUCGCUGAACGUACGCGUGAAACGUACGACGGAAGCGUUCAGCCAGUUUCUGGGUGUGGCAACUAGCAGUGCCAGCAGCAACCACGAGAAGAUACACAAGAGCUGGGGAUCCGCGGAUAAUGUGCAGUUGGAGCAGAAAAUGAUGCCACCACCGAAAUACGCGCCCAUCAAGAAGAGAAGGAGUCGAAGAGGCGGCCAGGAUUUCGGGUCGUCGCGGGACCAACACGCGGCCAGUCAACCGAGCACUCCAUUGUUACAAGGAAAGUUAUCCAGAUCGAAUACACAUCGUCGACCGACUUCCACGACGGUCGUCACCUCUGUCAGAUCGCAACAGAACAACGACUCGGACUCAGAUACCGCCUGCGGCUUUGACUCUACGUGGCGGGGCUCCGCGCAAUUAUAAGCAAACUAUUGCAUAUCUUUUACCGGUGGAAAGCGCAGAGGCUUCACUCAAUCGGGAUGUACAAGAGUGUGCAAACCUCCUUCCGUCAUUGCUUGUUAAUAUAGUUGGAAAU